Oldenlandia corymbosa var. corymbosa is the source of this 2933-nucleotide messenger RNA. NCBI's taxonomy places the organism in Eukaryota, Viridiplantae, Streptophyta, Magnoliopsida, Gentianales, Rubiaceae. The record is from the annotation of a GenBank genome assembly.
CAAAUGUAAGGUGACAUUUUAGUUUUUGGCAAUUUCUUUCAACUUCUCUGUGUCUACCUCCUUUCCACUGUUUAGGCCGAUUUUGAUAGUGUAAACUCUCCAUUCUUCUGAUGCUCUACCCGUUUUCUCUGAUGAAAGAGGAAACCAAUCAUCACCCUUCGACUUAUAUCAUCAUCUGGAAAGAAUAUGAGCAGCAAGACUCCAGAGAAAAUUACAAUCAACAAAUCCUCCCACUUCUGGUGGCAUGAUUUGUUCCUUGUUAAACUCCCCUUGGCUGAGUAAGUCCUGUGGAAUACGCCGAGAACUUGACCUCUGGCCUAAUGGGCAUUGGUGGAUUGAUGCAAACAAUGUGGAUUUGCUGUACCGUUCAAUGAAGAAGAUUCUGAUUGUUUCUUUCCAACUUUCUUAUAAGAAUGGCAACUUUAGUACUAAAGUUCAAUUUUUCGAGGAUUGAUGAUUGAAGAUAGAUUGAUUUGAAGUAGGACAAUGGUCAAAAUCAAAGUUCCAAACUCCUUCCUUCUUUCAUGGAUUUACAUGGUCUUUAUUUACUGCGAAGCCCACUUCUACAUUCCGUCUGUACUUUAUUUGGGCCUCAUUUUCCCAGAUGGUUUAUAUAAAUUCUCAACUUUUAUUAGUAUUUCUUUCUAACUGCAAAUUACGCUUUUAUUAUAUCUCUGUAAUUCCCUUGAUUUUCGGGUUUCCUUCCUUCCUUCCCGAGUAAGUUUUUCCUCUGAAAAUAUCUAGGGUUCAAUUUUUUUGGGGCGAUCCCGAUUUUUCUUUCAUGAUUCAAUCCUGCAUUGGUACAGUUUGACAUUUGAAUUCUCCUCGCGAUUUCCUUUACAAGGUUUUUAUUUUUGUAUACUUCCGCUGUUCUGCUCGGGCCAUGCUGUGUUAUAGCCUACGUCUUUGCCACAGUAGCUCUGUUUUUUUCUUUUCUGGGUUUUCUUACGUGGUUUUCAUUGUUCGUUAUUCUCUUUCUCGAUUCCCUGCUUAAGGCCAUGUUUUGAUUUGAUCGCUGUUUCAGGGUGUGAAGAAGUGGCAGCUUUUUUUUGUUCGUGUGAGCAGUGAAGGUUUGAAUUCCAGGCGAUCAAAAUGGGGGUUUUGUCGGCUUCCAUCAUCACCAAAUCAGGCAAACCGCUUGUGUCAAGGCAAUAUGUUCAUAUGCCACGCAGUAGAAUUGAAGGGCUUCUUGCAGCAUUCCCCAAAUUGGUUGGAACUGGGAAACAGCACACGUUUUUUGAGACAGAAAAUGUCCGUUAUGUCUACCAGCCAAUUGAAUCUCUAUAUUUGCUGCUUGUGACAAAUAAGCAGAGCAACAUUCUUGAAGACCUGGAGACACUGAGGCUGCUCUCUAAGCUUGUAUCCUUGCUUUUGGAAUUUCUAUUCUUAAAUCUUAAUGUCAUUUCCCAUCUGCCUUUCUGUUUGCCUCCGAAUCAAAUUAAAUGCUAGAAGUGAAAAGCAGUGGUUAAUGUUAUUUUUCUUGUUCUCAAUGGGGGAUUUUUAUUCUUUUUUACAUUGUGUUUCAAGAUUGCAUUAAAUGAGGUAAAUGAUGCAUAUUUUGUCAACCUUCAUGCUUUCAUAAUUUAUCAGUUAGAAAGAGCAGAAAACAUUAGAAUACACAGGUCCUUAACUAUUUUUAGGUCCCUGAAUAUUCUUAUUCCUUGGACGAAGGAGGAAUCAUGACGGCAUUUGAGCUUAUUUUUGCCUUUGAUGAGGCAAUCUCUCUUGGGCACAAGGAAAAUGUUACUGUUGCUCAGGUGAAGCAGUAUUGUGAGAUGGAUAGUCUUGAGGAACAAUUGCACAAGAUGAAUAAAGAGACCAAGGUCCUAACUGCCAUUGAUUUUAUGAAGAAGAAAUCUGCUGAAAUUGAUAAAAGCAAGAUUGAAAAGACUAGAAUUGGUGGCUUUGUGCCAUCUUCUGGGUUUGGAAGUAGUGAUUCAAGUAUCUCUGGUGGCGGUGGUGGUUACAUAAACCCUGGCUUUGGAAUAAGCUCUGAUGUUGACUCCUUUUCUACCGAGCCAAAAGGAGCGAGUCGCCCAUCUGCCUUAGCUACAGCUUCACUUAAGGGCUCUGGCAUGAAGUUAGGAAAAUCUCAAAGGAGUAAUCAGUUUUUGGAAUCUCUUAAAGCUGAGGGUGAAAAUAUUGUUGAGGAUGUCACACCACCUGUUGGCCUGUCCAGACCUGCUGCUGCACCACCGACUGAUCCAAUAACAUUUAUCAUUGAAGAAAAACUGAAUGCAACACUGAAAAAGGAUGGUGGUAUCAGCAGCUUUGAUGUUCAGGGUACCUUGUCUCUUCAACUCCUAAACGAAGAUGAUGGACAAAUCCAAGUGGAGGUUGAAACGAAUCCAUCGGUUGCUUUCAAGACACACCCUAAUAUUAACAAGGAGUUGUUUAACAAAGAAAAUAUUCUCGCGCCAAAGGAUGCGAGCAGGGCGUUUCCUGUAAAUCAACCGGGUAACGGCCUCGCUCUCUUGAAGUGGAGAAAUCAAAGUUCAGAUGAGUCCUUGGUGCCUUUGACAAUAAACUGCUGGCCUUCUGUUUCCGGGAAUGAGACCUAUGUGAAUAUUGAAUAUGAAGCUUUUUCACAGUUUGAUCUUCAAAACGUUGUGAUCUCUGUGCCACUUCCUACUCUAAGGGAUGGUCAGGGUCCUAGUGUCAGACAGAUUGAUGGAGAAUCGAGGUAUGAUUCAAGAAAUUAUGUUUUGGAGUGGUCUAUCGAUCACAUUGACAACACGAACCGCAGUGGCUGUUUGGAGUUUGUGGUUCCUCGAGCUGAUCCAGCAGUUUUCUUCCCAAUGUCUGUGCAUUUUACUGCUACCAACACAUUUGGAGGCCUAAAGGUUGUCAAUAUUUUGCCACAGAGAGGUGGAUUGGCUCCUAAAUAUUCCCAGAAAACCAUUCUAUCGACUGAUAAUUAUCAAGUGGUUUAA